Messenger RNA from Orbilia oligospora ATCC 24927, 2262 nucleotides. RefSeq lists its product as uncharacterized. Bases 1 to 2262 code for a protein of 753 amino acids. The record is from RefSeq and is a predicted model, not a curated record. The transcript has a single exon. Lineage: Eukaryota; Fungi; Ascomycota; Orbiliomycetes; Orbiliales; Orbiliaceae.
AUGUCAGCGUUAAUAAACCAGAGCCAACCGUCUCGUCCUCCAGCUGGCCGAACUGCCCCUCCAUCCGCCACUGGUCCUUCGUCUCCUCAAUCCAAUAUCUUCGUCCCAGACUACCCAGUUGCUGGUUUCUCACCCACAAAUCCUCAUUAUUUUGAAAAGCCAGAGCUUUCCCCACAACAAGGCCAAUUUCGUAGCCCACAAACACAGAAAACACAGCAGGGAUCAUCAUCCCAACAAAGUUCUCCCCAAGAAAGAAGAUCAGGAAAGGCUCCGGCUUCAAACUCCAACGUGAGAAUACCGGACACUAGAGGGAACCAACCCUCAUCUAGCAGACAGCCAGAGAGAAAUCCUCAACAACCCAGAACACAACCCACAGCAGCAGCAAUGGGUGGAAGCACAACAGCAGCAGCAGCAGCAGCAGGGCCCUCGGGAGCCAAUUCGAGUCAAAAAGCCGGACCGAGCGGGGUCGGAAUGGGUGGACCAAGUUAUGGAACCGGUGGAAUGGGUGGGAUGGGUGGGAUGGGUGGAGUGAACGAGGGCGGGGCACCUGGGACUGGGACUGGUGGCGUCGGAGGCUCUGGCGCGGCAGGCGGAGGAAAAGGUAGCCCGUCAGAUAACCGGCAACGGCGUCCCAGUGAGUCCACUCGUGGCCCUAAACUUCUUACAGCGACAGGAAACCAACCAAAUUCAACUGUAUCAGCAGCAACAACAGCAUCGCCUUUCCCACAUGCAUUUGAAAGAUGGGAAAUGCUAUCGGCGCAAUGGGAAGGUUUGACGAGGUAUUGGAAUCGACGGCUGGAGCAGCACCAGGAGGAAAUUUCGAGGGACCCAUUAGCAGUUCAGAUGUCGAGGAACAUCACUGAUCUUUCUGCAGCUGGUGCAAACUUGUUCCAUGCAGUUGUUGAACUGCAAAGAUUAAGGGCAUCUUCAGAGCGAAAGUUUCAACGAUGGUUUUUCGAAACGAAGGCUGACCAAGAGAGGUCCCGAGAGAUGACUUCGGAGCUUGAGAAUACUCUCAGAAACGAGAGGCAGAAAAGAGCCGAUGCGAUGUCCAAGAUUACGAAACUGGAGAAAGAUAAGGCGACCGCCGAAAAGCUUGUUGAAGAGGUAAGGCGGGAGCUGCAGAUAUCGCGGGAGGAAGCGAGACGGGCAUGGGAAGAGCUCGGCCGACGCGAGCAGGAAGAACGCGAAAGAACGAACAGUCUGCGCGGAGGCCACCCGACGCUAGUUGGAGGUGUCCAAGUCUUGCCUAUGCCAAUGCCUGGCGUGCCAAAUCGCGGCCCAGGCGGUGCCAGUGGAGGCGGUGGAAACGCCAGCAAUGGUAGUUCGGGCGGCGCACGUCAGCGAAGCUCGACGUCAGGCCCCCCGCCACAAAGCUCGCAUGGCCACCCACCGGUAGCUGCAGCUAUUGUUCAACCUAUUUCUCAACCCACCGGUCCUACAGGUGAUGUAGUCCAUCCCGCUUCCCCUCAAUACUCCCAAGAUGCCCUGAGCGAGGGUGGCAGUGCCUAUAUCGGCCACGGCGAUGAAGGAUAUCGUGCACCAUCUUUGCACCAUGAACCCCACCUCCCAGUAGUCCCUUCCCCCCCUCCAAUGUCUGGUCAACCUCACCACGGUAGCCCACAGCGCCAUGCAGGGCAGCAGCAGCAGCAGCAACAGCAGCAACAGCAGCAACAGCAGCAACAGCAGCAGCAUCAUCAUGUUCAACAACCCAUGGCACCCCAUUAUCCUUCCUCCUCGAGCCAACAGCGGAAUAUUGCGGCAAUGAAUGACCCUGCGGCAUUCUACCAACAACCUCCGCAAGGCUACCUGCACUCGGUGCCAGAACGGACAUUCUCCCCUGGAGAAGAAUCUGUGGUUUCCGAACCGGGACGGCCAUCGAGCCAGGCCUCGGUGACAAUAUCCGACCCAGGAUCCGACGAUGAGGACGACCCGUGGGCCAGAGAUGACCAAGGCCGUGUCUUCCGUGAUGAAAGAGGACGUGCAAUGACCCAAAGCCAGGUCGAACAUCGGCGCCAACAGGCUGCCUACCAGCACCCACAGGCACAGCCGUACCAAUACUAUCCAGGGCCUGGUCCACAAGGACCACCACCUCCGGGCCAGGACCAACCCGGCCAACCCGGCCAACCCGGAUAUGGUGGUUACGGGCCCGGCUGGGAGGGAAUAGCUAGACAUCACCACCCUACCCGGUUGAGCGAAAUUCUUGAGGAAGAGGAGAGAACGGCCACAUCGUUGAGUGGUGAUGACGAUAGGAGAAGGUGA